CCCAGCUGUGCACUCUCCGUCCAGCUGUGCGCGCACGUCGGGAGUCCAGCCAUGUCCGCCGAGAAAGAAGCAGCGGAGACGGCCACUGUGGUGGCGGUGGCCGAGGCAGGGGCCGGGGAAGAUGCCCCUGCGGAGCCCCCCAAAGCCGAGGCACCGACCGAUCCCCAGCCCAGCGCAGCCUCCGAAGGGGCGGCGGCCGCCUCUCCGCCGCCGCUGCGCUGCCUGGUACUCACCGGCUUCGGCGGCUACGACAAGGUGAAGCUGCAGAGCCGGCCCGCCGCGACCCCGGCCCCGGGCCCCGGCCAGCUAACGCUGCGCAUCCGGGCCUGUGGACUCAACUUCGCCGACCUCAUGGCUCGACAGGGGGUCUACGACCGGCUGCCGCCGCUGCCCUUCACCCCGGGCAUGGAGGGCGCGGGCGUGGUGAUCGCCGUGGGCGAGGGAGUGAGCGACCGUAAGGUAGGGGACCGGGUGAUGGUGUUGAUCCGGUUAGGAAUGUGGCAGGAGGAAGUGACUGUACCAUCAGCAAACACCUUUCUGAUGCCUGAGGCCAUGACCUUUGAAGAAGCUGCUGCCUUGCUGGUCAAUUAUGUCACAGCCUACAUGGUCCUUUUUGACUUCGGCAAUCUAAGGCCUGGCCACAGUGUCUUGGUCCACAUGGCUGCAGGUGGUGUGGGAAUGGCGGCUGGGCAGCUAUGCCGCACUGUGGAGAAUGUGACGGUGUUUGGAACAGCCUCAGCCAGCAAGCACGAAAUGUUGAAGGAGAAUGGGGUCACACACCCGAUCGAUUAUCACACCACUGACUAUGUGGAUGAGAUCAAGAAAAUCUCCCCCAAAGGAGUGGACAUCGUCAUGGACCCUCUGGGUGGGUCAGACACUGCCAAGGGCUACAAUCUCCUCAAACCCAUGGGCAAAGUUGUCACCUAUGGAAUGGCCAACCUGGUGACUGGCCCCAAGCGGAACCUGAUGGCCCUGGCCCGCACAUGGUGGAAUCAAUUCAGUGUGACAGCUCUGCAGUUACUGCAGGCAAACCGAGCCGUGUGUGGCUUCAACUUAGGCAACCUGGAGGGUGAGGUGGAGCUAGUCAGGAGUGUGAUCUUGCGCCUCCUGGAGCUGUACAACCAGGGCCACAUCAAACCCCACAUUGACUCCGUCUGGCCCUUUGAGAAGGUGGCUGAUGCCAUGAAACAGAUGCAGGAGAAGAAGAAUGUGGGCAAGGUCCUCCUGGUUCCUGGGUCUGAGAAGGAGAACUAGAAUGAGGGGGCCAAGGGCUCUUGAGACUGGCCAGGAAGACGUUGGGAAGCCCCAUUCUGUUGACCACCAGCCUGUCACAUUUCAUCCUCUAUCUUAACGCUCUGCCCUUCCUUCCCCCCCCCCCCGCCCCCACCAACGGUCUCUGUGCCGAUGACCAAUUCCCUACCCUGAUCGAGGUCAGGGCUUCCCCCUCCCCCUUCCCACCCUCAGAAGAGGUUGGGAAGUGACCACUUGGAUGUCCAGGCCCUGCCAAGGGGAUGGGGAGGGUGAGAGGGAGGCUGCUUGCUUCCUGGUCCCGCCCUCCACCCCCCCCACCCAGGCCUGCUGUGCUGCUUUUGUGCCAAGGUUAGCCAGUCCCUCCCUUCCCCCACCCCAUGGUAUGUGUGUGCUUCCCUCUCUGCCUCAUCUUCCCUUCCUCUCCUGCCCCAUCACCUCCCCCAAAGAACUGAAAUGUCAGCUCAGGAUAUGGGGCUCUCUGUGUGAAGUCCAGCACGUACCUGUACCUGUCUCUCCCCAGUGUCCCUUUAGCCCAGGCCGACCAUCACUCCUCUCUUGGCCUUGAUCAGUGCUCAGCCUUGUCUUCUGUCCCCAACUUCUUAAGCACAAUUGGAUUUUUUUUUUCACCUCUAGGUUUUCUGCCGUUCUUUACCAAGGCUGCCUCCUACAGCAAGGGCAGGAAUCAAACUGACUUCCUUUAGGCCACGACUCUGGGAGGAUACUGAGCACCCCUUCCCUUCACUGAGGUCUCUGGAUUUUGUUCUCAGUGCCUUAGCGUCGGAAAACCUGUGCUUAUGUGUGUGUGGGUGUAUUGGGGGGGGGGUCCCUCUCUCUAGCCUCUUUCUCCACCCUGUCCUUCCCAGUGCCUUCCUUGUCCUGGUGGAGCUGGGGUUUUCCUGCUCCCCAGUGAAACAACACUGCCAAAUAUCUGUGUAUGUGCCAGCACGUGGGGAGGCCAGCCCCUGGCGUCCAGGGGUGGGGUCGAGGCAAAAGCCUUCACUGUGGUCUGUGCCAUGUCCUGUCUCUUGUCAGUGACAGAGAAAGAGAUGGGAAAGCUUUACCAACCAGAGCACUGAGAGGCACUGCAGUGUCUCCUUCUGGGACCAAAGUGAACAUUGAAGCACAUUCCCUUGGCCUUCAAGGGAGGCCUGCCUGCCUUCUCAGCGAAGAGAGGCAGCUUUUUUCAGUUCACCCUUGAACUUUGUUUACAUGCAUGGGGAGGUGGAGUAGGGGAGUAGUUAGGACCUGGGCCGCUGCUGGAACCAAAGUGGGGACUUCCUGGGGGUGAGGGGUAGCCCCCACCCCUUCUGCAGAGCUGGGAUUAGGGAGGGUUUAUGGCUCCAGACAUUGCCUAUGGGAGAGGGGAGGGGAGGGGUUCAGCUUGUUCCUAAAUGUCAUCUAAAUGAGGCCUCGAUGUGGGAAGUCAAUUUCUGCUUUUGUGUUCCCCACCCCAUUACCACAGCUGCCUUUGUGUUUGUGUCAAUAAAAAGCCAAACCCUUGGUCCUGGA
This is a messenger RNA of Perognathus longimembris pacificus (Pacific pocket mouse), 2760 nucleotides long. It is a transcript of the gene Vat1, whose product is annotated as vesicle amine transport 1. Bases 52 to 1254 code for a protein of 400 amino acids. The transcript is spliced from 6 exons. Lineage: Eukaryota; Metazoa; Chordata; Mammalia; Rodentia; Heteromyidae. Gene Ontology annotation, molecular function: zinc ion binding; oxidoreductase activity. The record is from RefSeq and is a predicted model, not a curated record.